Messenger RNA from Sarcophilus harrisii (Tasmanian devil), 994 nucleotides. RefSeq names its product chromosome 2 C9orf16 homolog (gene BBLN). Lineage: Eukaryota; Metazoa; Chordata; Mammalia; Dasyuromorphia; Dasyuridae. The record is from RefSeq and is a predicted model, not a curated record. The transcript is spliced from 2 exons. The coding region runs from base 264 to 569 and encodes 101 amino acids.
CUCCGGGGGGCGUGCCCGAGUCUGCGCCUCCGUUACUCAUUCCGGAAGCCAGACACCCCAUCCCCUCCCCAGGGUGACGGGCCCUCGGAUUUCCAAGGCUUGCCGAGGGCUGCCCGGACCGCCGCCCCGCCCCUCGCCCCGCCCCUCGCCCCGCAGGGGGGCGGGGCUCAGGGUUCGGUAGCGUUCCAUUUGUAACCCGCAGGGUUCUGCCGAUUGUCUCUGCUCUCCGCCGCUCGGCGCUCUGUCGUAGCCGCGGACUCAGGAUGUCCGGCCCCAACGGGGACCUGCCCAUGCCAGUGGAGCCUGGCGUCGGGGAGGAGGAUGACUGCUUCGGGGAAGCAGAAUAUGCAGCCAUUAACUCCAUGCUGGACCAGAUCAAUACUUGCUUGGAUCACCUGGAGGAGAAGAAUGACCAUCUUCACGCCCGCCUCCAGGAGCUGCUAGAGUCCAACCGGCAAACAAGAGUGGAGUUCCAGCAGCAGCAGCAGCAGCAGCAGCAGGAGCAGCAGGAGCAGGAGCAGCAGCAGCAGCUCUGUGAGGGUCCAUCUGCUGUUCAGCCCCACUCAUAGGCCCUAGGGGAUAGCAUCCCCUUAUCCUUCCCUUUCCACAGCAGCCUCAGGAGCUCCUGCCCUGGAGGAGGCAUUUGCUGGGUGAGUCAGUGACUCUUAAGUCUCUUUUUAUAGGGGCAAGGAUGCUCUCCCAGCCACAGGCUGUGAACACCAUCUGAAAGGCUGCAGAGACCCUGUUAAGCUUGGGUCCUAGUCUGUUGUUUCCCUCAUUUAUAGCUCCUAAUCCCCAGGCCCAGCUGUUCGCAUUUACUCCCAGAGGAUCACCAAGGACUGUAGUAACUGCCAACCUAACUGCCAACCCAACCUAAGGGUAGGAGAUUGACAGAAUCCAGUCCCUCCAACCCCAAUAAAAUUAAGCACCUCAGACCCGGGGUCAGUUUGGGAAACAGGGAUUCAUUGUCAUUAAACAGAUGUCUUUUACUGUG